AGGGGAGGUGCGGAUGUUCGUGGCUGGCAGGGCCGGCCUCGCUCACCGCCUCAAUUUCGGAAGGAAGGAUCUUCGAGCAUUAUUGCGCCGGAGUGGCACCGGAUCGCGGGUGGUGGCGUUUCCGGUCAUACGGCAGUCUCUGUCGGUAAGACUGCGGCCUAUCAAGCUCCUAAGUCGAACUCGUCUGUUUCCUUCGUCGUAACUCAGCUCCAGCUUUGGAGCGAGAGAGCGAGCGAGAAAGAAAGGCUCUCGAACUCUGGCGUCCCGUCCGUCGGUCGCAGGCAGGCAGGGAGCAAAGCGGAUCAAGCGAGCAGGAAUAGUUUGUGUCAAUUUGUUCUCUUGUCUUGCUGCGCUCGGCAGUCAGGGAGCAUAUAUUCAUCUUUUCCGGCAGGAGGAGGAGCAAGCGAGCGCGCGGAUUGGUUGAUUGAUCGAUCCAUCGAUCGAUCGAUCUUUUCUUCGGUGGAUCGAUGGGUUGGCACAUUGGUCGGUUGGUUGAUGGAUUGAUGAUGUAAUAUGCGCAAUUCUCAUCAUCGAGUCCGGCGCGUGGUCUGGCUUGGCUGGGCGCAUUCAUUCCGGUCGGGCGGGUCGCCGGGUAUCCAUCACGCGAAGGACUCAUUGGCUGACGGGCUCACGCACUGAGACACUACCUUGUUAUUGUAGCUAGGCUGGAAAACAAGAAGCUCUCAGUCGUCGUCGGUCACUGUUUUGUCAACCUUGAAUUUUAAUUUUUCCCUGGACGGAUUGACUAAUUGGCUUGGCUGGCCGGGCUUCAACCCUGAUAUCAGCUACAAGAAGAAAAAAAUUUCAAAGAGUUGUGCUGGUUUGCGAGCAUUGGACGGGCAUUGCAGCCGGCGUCAUUGUGUAGAGGUCGUCAAGUGCGGAGACGAUCGAUCUGUACUCUUGGGUUAGAGUUUCUGGGCAUCUGGUUCACGGGAUUCGAUUGAGCUUGAACGAAACAUGUGUGGGACGGAGAAUCUUGAUCAAUGAAGAGAUCGAGCUGAAAGAAUCUUGCUUCCGGCGUGCACCUGCAGUUGACUUGAUCGCUGAUCCUGAAGGGAGAGUUUUGACGCUGAGUUUCUACGGUGUAAUAAUCUCUGAAAAUACUGCCACAGCAAGCUGGGACGGGCGUGCUUGCCCAUAUUGCGAGUAUGGCAGGAGCUUCGACGCUUCCCUAUCCUGAUCGCUUCUACGCUGCCGCAGUAUAUGCAGGUUUUGCACAUUCGUCUCCUUUGGCGCUGAAGUCUUCAUCUAUCAAAUUUAAUGAUGACACGGCUCUUCUCCUCUACUCUCUUUAUCAACAGGCCACGGUCGGACCUUGUAAUAUUGCGAAACCUUGGAGUUGGAAUGUUGUUGAGUAUGCGAAAUGGACAAGUUGGAACCAGCUGGCGAAAAUGCCUUCACCAGAGGCGAUGAGGUUGUUUGUGAAGACUUUGGAACAAGAGGAGCCUGAUUGGUACUCAAAGGCACAGGAUGAAAAAAGUGCUUCGAAAGACCAAGAUCCAGAGUGGUGGUCCAAAGCCCAUGAUGAAGAAAUUGCCAAGAGCAGCCAACCUGCAUCAUCCGUCGAAGUUAAGGUCGAACCCAAAGCUGAACCUAGUGUCGAAGAAGCGCGAGAGAAGAAUAUUGAACCUAGCAAGAUGACCUUGCCAGUCGAAACUCCUUUACCUGUUUCUUCCAAUGGAGCGGUACCUAUGAAUGGGCAUGAAAGUAAGGCGGAUGAGGAGCAAAAUGUCCCACAGGAUUUGAUCUCUGGGCAGAGUCGUGAUCAGUGGUUCUCGCCAGAUAUUAAUGGACGCCGUCCAGCCGCUCGUUAUCAGCAUUCUUCCGCUGUUGUUGGGAAUAAGAUGUUCGUCAUCGGAGGUAAUCAUAAUGGAAGAUACCUGAAUGACGUACAGGUACUAGACUUGAGUACGAUGACGUGGUCGAAAGUGGAACAGAAGACUAUGUCUUCUUCUCCAUCAGCCAAUCAAGCGACUUUUCCCCCGUGUGCGGGUCACAGUGUGGUUCAGCUGGAUGGAAAACUUCUCAUGGUUGCAGGUCACUCAAAGGAGCUUUCUGAAAGUGUUACAGUUCGUUCAUUCGAUACAACAUCGCUUCAGUGGUCGAAUCUCGAAUCCUAUGGGCAGGCCCCAGUCGCCAGAGGAGGCCAAUCAGUGACCAAAGUAGGCAACGUCCUAGUGAUGUUUGGAGGAGAAGACUCAAAACGAAGACUGUACAAUGACUUAAAUAUUUUGGACCUAGAGACGAUGACUUGGGACGCCAUCGACGCAGGGGGUACCCCUCCAUCUCCACGUUCUGAUCACGCUGCAACGGUUCAUGAGGAUCGUUAUCUCUUCGUCUUUGGCGGUGGCUCGCACUCUAGCUGUUUCAAUGAUCUUCACGUUCUAGAUCUUGAAUCUAUGGAGUGGUCGAAACCUCAACAACAGGGCUCUAUACCAUCUGCUCGAGCCGGACAUGCUGCAGUUACAAUUGGUGACAGUUGGUAUAUCAUUGGCGGGGGUGACAAUAAAACUGGUAUAUCUGAUACUUUGGUGUUGAAUAUGGCCACCUUGGUGUGGCACGUAGUAGCUACUGAGCAGGGAAGAACACCAAUUGCCAGUGAGGGCUUAAGUGUGGUAUCUACGGUCCUACGCGGUGAAGAGACUUUGAUAUCCUUUGGGGGAUACAAUGGGCGCUACAGUAACGAGGUGCAUAUGUUCAUAGCAAGCCCUGCUGAGAAGGCAAAGCAAAAGGUGCUUCAGUCUCCAGCCGCAGAAGCAGCUGCUGCCUCUGCUGCAGCUGCUUUUGCAGUUCCUCGCUUGACGGUGAAUGGGAGCGUGUCUGCUGAAGCUGCACAAAUGGAGUCACAAGCUCUAUCACCAAAACCUCAAGAACCAGAGCUACCAGCGACGAGUGUCCAGGACAUUGUUCAACAGAAAGAGGUGGACUCGUGGUCAGUGGAAAAGCUGCAAGAGGAGCUGGAAUCAGCAAGAGCUGAGGUGGCAAAGUACAAGCGAGAUCUGGCUUCAACUCUUCUUGAGUAUUCCGACUUAGAGCAGGAGCUUACUGCUGUAAGGGGCCAGCUCGCCGAUGAGCAAUCUAGGUGUUUCAGACUAGAGGUGGAUGUCGCAGAGUUUAAACAAAAACUACAAUCACUGGAUUCUCUACAAAAGGAGGUUGAGCUUCUCCGUCGCCAAAAAGCUGCCGCAGAAGAAGUUGCUGAAAUUGCAUCACAAAAGCCUAAUACUGGGGGAGGAGUAUGGGGUUGGCUUGCCGGUAGUCCGCCCGAUACGAAGCCUGGUAUUAGAGCAUAAUGGUACGGCGGAUAAGUCCAGUCCCAAAAGAUGGGUUCGGAAGAGCAUACUGUCCCGAUAUUUUAGCAUCAACAAAAUUGGUACCACUCUUGACUAAAGAUCUUUGUAGUAGCAGAGUAGCAAGCUUAUGUAUGUGUACGAGAGUUCAGAGUGGUAGACAUGGAGGUGAGAAAAGAGGUACCUACUGAAUUUUUAUCAUCUUAUGUGAUCUAGGACAAAAUAUGUCCCAUCAUUCAAAAUAUUGAGCACCACUCAAUGACAUGACAUGAGACGUAAAACUGUUCAUGAACAAGGCCGUACUCCUUUUCCUCUCAUGGAACUUGUGCUAGUUUAUUCUCUUAUCUUUGGAAUGGCGUGAGUGACUGCGCCAAUUGGACGGGACAUUGUCUCCUAUGUCAUUGACAAUUUCCCCUUCAACUGAAUCCACAAAGUGCUCGAAAUUUCGCCUCCAAGCUGGACAUUGAGGGAAGCAAGCAACUAUCUGCACAACAGCCCAUGCGGUAUGUUGAGACACAAGGAUGGCUUUUGUUCGGAUUUAUCAUUCUAUUUGGAUCUUCUUAAGUUUCUCCCCAUGGAAGCAGCAUAUGGAAGCAGAAAUCCACGACGCUUGAGCGAUUGGUAAAUUCGAAGUAACUGCUAAUUCACCUUCGGUAUCCCGGAUUUCUUGUUCCGGUGUGUAGACUACUUAUGUAAGUGAGUUCUUGUAGCUAUGUAGCGUUUGUUCUCUGUCAAAUGGUCAAGUAAGAAGGAUACAAUCAAUCAAUGAGGAUGUAUUAUAUUUUCGAUAGAAUCCUUGAAAAGCAAAGAUGUUUAUAUUAAGGUGCAUAUACCAAUCCAAUGAGGUGAUUGGAGAAAUUGCAAUUUGUUUAUUUUUAAGUCUUCUUUCAUUCAUUAGCUAGUUAAUAAUACACCAUUUGAUUUGAGAUUUUGAAGUUAUUCAUAACAACUUGAUUGUAAAAUCCUAGAGCAAAAGGUAGAGUUACUCAGUUUGGAAUGAUUGGAUUCCACGAUGUCACAAUGUAGACCCAUAGUUGUAGUUCAGCUUAUUAUCAUUUUUCAAGAUGUUUAAUCUCGUAAUAAAGUCGAAAUUC
Messenger RNA from Marchantia polymorpha subsp. ruderalis, 4384 nucleotides. The record is from the annotation of a GenBank genome assembly. Lineage: Eukaryota; Viridiplantae; Streptophyta; Marchantiopsida; Marchantiales; Marchantiaceae.